Messenger RNA from Erigeron canadensis, 1634 nucleotides. Its product is annotated as acetyl-CoA acetyltransferase, cytosolic 1-like. Gene Ontology annotation, molecular function: acetyl-CoA C-acetyltransferase activity. NCBI's taxonomy places the organism in Eukaryota, Viridiplantae, Streptophyta, Magnoliopsida, Asterales, Asteraceae. The coding region runs from base 200 to 1417 and encodes 405 amino acids. The transcript is spliced from 13 exons. The record is from RefSeq and is a predicted model, not a curated record. Gene Ontology annotation, biological process: fatty acid beta-oxidation.
AAAAGAAAAUCUGUCAUUCCAAUUCACGUAUAAAUAACCACUCUUUGUUUAUGUUUUUUCUUCUUCAUUCCGAUAUACUCGAAGCAUAUCACUCACACUCACUCAAACAGAACAUAAAUCCCACCUACGACACACAAACACACAUCAUUCCUACUUUUAAUUAAGGCAUAUAUAAAAUAUAUUAUAUCAUAGUGAAGUGAUGGCUCCAGCUAUAGCAGCAGAUAAAAUCAAGCCUAGAGAUGUGUGUAUCGUUGGUGUUGCACGCACACCACUUGGUGGCUUUCUUGGUUCUCUUUCAUCUUUACCAGCCACUAAACUUGGGUCUAUAGCAAUUGAAUGUGCUCUAAAAAGGGCGAAUGUUGAUCCAUCACUUGUAGAAGAGGUCUACUUUGGAAAUGUUCUUGGUGCCAAUUUGGGGCAGGGUCCUGCCAGACAAGCAGCAUUAGGUGCAGGAAUUCCAAAUACAGUUGUCUCUACAUCUGUUAACAAAGUUUGUGCAUCAGGGAUGAAAGCAACCAUGUUGGCAGCACAGAGUAUCCAGUUGGGUCAAAAUGAUAUAGUUGUGGCUGGUGGAAUGGAAAGCAUGUCUAAUGUCCCCAAAUACAUUGCAGAAUCAAGAAAGGGAUCUAAGUUUGGACAUGAUAGUCUUGUUGAUGGAAUCCUGAAAGAUGGGCUGUGGGAUGUCUUCAAUGAUUUUAAGAUGGGGAACUGUGCUGAAAUAUGUGCAGAUACACAUGGAAUUACAAGAGAACAACAGGAUGACUAUGCCAUUCAAAGCUUUGAGCGUGCUAUUGCUGCCAGAGAUAGUGGUGCUUUUGCAUGGGAAAUUGCCCCUGUUGAAGUUCCUGGACCAAGAGGAAGACCAUCGACUAUUGUUGACAAAGAUGAUGACUUAGCAAAGUUUGAUGCGGCAAAGUUAAGAAAGCUGCGCCCGGCUUUCAAGGAGAACGGUGGCAGUGUUACUGCUGGCAAUUCAUCUGGUAUAAAUGAUGGUGCUGCUGCACUAGUGUUGGUUAGUGGAGAGAAGGCACUUCAGCUCGGGUUGCAUGUGAUAGCAAAGGUUUCCGGAUACGCUGAUGCUGAACAGGCGCCUGAGUUAUUUACAACUACCCCAGCUCUUGCCAUUCCUAAGGCUAUUUCACGAGCUGGAUUAGAUGCUUCUGAAAUAGAUUUCUAUGAAAUUAAUGAAGCAUUUGCUGUUGUUGCUCUUGCAAACCAGAAACUGCUUGGUUUGGAUUCUGCGAAACUUAAUGUACAUGGUGGCGGUGUCUCAUUGGGGCAUCCUCUGGGUUGCAGUGGUGCCCGUAUCUUGGUCACUCUUUUGGGGGUUUUGAAGCAGAAAGGUGGCAAAUACGGCGCAGCAGGGGUGUGCAAUGGAGGAGGUGGUGCAUCAGCGUUUGUGGUUGAGCUAAUUUAGUCUUUUCCCCAGAGUCCCAGAAAUGUUAUAGCAGGCCUAUUUUGAUUUUGUAUUUUCUUUGUUCUGAUAUUCCAAUUAAUAAACUAUAUAAAGUGUAUUUAGUAUCUAGAUUCUUAGGAUAUUACUUUAGUCACUCUAUGUGCUUGUAAUUCACAACUAAAACCAUUUGAUCAUUUUGUUUUGCAAAUUGCAUUAUACAUUGAAAUUUAUUCUCAAA